CUUAUCAGUGAGGACCGCGGACAGGCUUUUCCGGUCAUUCUGAGCUGUUGCAGUGUAUUCGCCCGUGCGUCCCGGUGACAGACAGGAGGGGACCACUGACCACAGCUAAUCGCUGCCGCCGCUGCUGUUGCUGCUGCUGCUGUGAUGAAGAGGAUGUCACUGUCCUGCAGCGGAUUAUCUCCAGGACUGGACUGUUGAAGACUACCCCCCAGCCUCACACGCUCACCCUGACUCCCUCCUUUCUUUUCCUCUUCGGAUCUCAAGAAAUCGACAAAAAGGUAAAGCACCAGCGGGCGGGACACUUCAGCCUGCUGCUGGGACAAAUGAGAAACUGACACAGUGAGGAGAUUUGAUAUUGGGAUGGUGAUAGGAGGAGGCGACUGAAACAAAGCGCUCCAUGACACUCCACUGUGAGGACUAGGUGAACACAUCUAGGCUCCCUACAGUUUAGAAUCCUUACAUGAUGGGGGACUCACACUGCAUUUCCCAUCGUGCCACUGAGGCAGCACUCAGAAGGAGGUUUAUCACAGUUCUAUCUUUUGCUUUACUGCUACCAGCGGUGAGCAUCAGUGCUCAGUUAACCCCCCUGGACUACCGCAAGACCUGUGUGUGCGCCAGCAACAUCAUCAGCUGCUCCAUGAUGAAUCUAACCAACGUUCCCAACGGUCUUCCACAAUACACAGCUGUUCUGGACCUCAGCUUCAACUCCAUCAGCAGGCUGCGUGCCGAGUGGACCACCGUCAGACUCAGCAGACUGGACAAACUGCUGCUCAACAACAAUGGCCUCACUUUUCUGUCCUCAGAGGCGUUCGUGUAUGUGACAAAGCUCAGAUACCUGGACCUGUCAUCUAACGGCCUCCGUCUGCUGGAUGAGCUCAUCUUCGAGCCGCUGGAGCACCUGGAGGUGCUGCUGCUCUACAACAACUACAUCUCGCAGAUAGAUCGCUCAGCUUUCUCUGGCCUCGUCAUGCUGCAGAGGCUCUACCUGAGCCACAACCAGAUCUCACGCUUCCCCUUGGAGCUGGUGAAGGAGCGGAGCCGGCUGGAAACUCUCAGACUGCUGGAUGUUUCCUCCAACCGCAUCAAAGUCCUGCCUCUGCAAGAGCUUCAGGCUCUGCCCGCAUGGAUCAAGAAUGGUCUGUACUUCCACAACAACACUCUGCUCUGCAGCUGUGAGCUGUACGACAUGGUGGCAAGCUGGCACCUCAAGGAGCUCAGCUCUGCCACUGACUUCAGGAGCAGUCACACUUGUGUGCUGCCAGGGCCGCAGAAAGAGAAAAUGGCCAUACUGGAUUUGGACAAGGUCCAUUUGAACUGCAGUGAGGUCAAAAUUAUGGAUAAAGAGGCCUAUCUGGAGCAGUUCCUGAUGCUGGACUGUGACACCAGGCAGAAGGACAUAAUAAAAAGCUGGGCGCUGCCUGGAAACAUCCCACUGUCUUCAGCAAACAAGACUGCAGUGAUGCGCUCUGAUGGCAGCCUCCAGCUUGGGCCCCUGAGAGUAGAAGACUCAGGGGUCUACACCUGCUAUGCCACGAGCGACUCCUUCAAUGAGACACUGUAUGUAACUGUAGUGGUGUUUAAUUCCACUGCGAGUGGUGGACUGGAGAAUCUAAAGACAGCCUACACCACCCUCGUUGCAUGUCUGGUCAGCAUAGUCCUGGUUCUCAUCUACCUCUAUUUCACGCCCUGCCGCUGCGCUUGUUGUCCAGGUUCCGACCUGGAGAAAGACAAUCCCAGAGACAGCCUCCACUCUUCGACUGUCAGCAUCUCUCAGGCACACGAGGAGACAGGGCAGGAGAGAGUGGAGGGCGGAGGCUUCCCCUACAGACACGUGGGCUUCCUGGACAUCAAGGACCAGCUGGAGCAGAACGGGCGGCUGAAUCCAAUAGGUGAGGAAGACGAGGAGUGGCAGGGGGACAACAAGGAGAGAAGGAGGUCUGACGCAGAGUCUGUCAGCUCUGUGUGCUCUGAUACCCCCAUGGUGGUGUAAAAGUAAGUGGCAGACCCAGUGAUGGCUCGACCCAUAUGGCGGCUCCACAGAGAUUUGUAUGCUUUGAAUGUGCACAAGAUUCAAACGUUAGCAUCUUCCAAACAAAGUUAAAGCUUUAGCUGGCUCUCACAGUUUAGUAGCACUGUUUCAGUAGCAUGUACUGUUCAUAAAAAAUAAUUAUCAGUGUAAUGUCACCAAAAAAAAAAACCCACCCCAGAUCAUCCUGUUCAUACCUAGACAUAUGUGGUAAAAAUUGUCUUUUUCAUACAGGACAGAAAUUUAAAUGAUCACUACUUAAAGGUGCUCUAUGUAUGUUUUUGCUAUCACUACGUAGCCAACAUUAGCAUUAACUGUUAUUUAUUUACCAGCUGUUUCCUAGAAGAAAUGUUGUGAGUUCAGCAUCAAACUUUAUUCCAUUACUAGUCUCCAGCAGUGAGAACAACACCAAUGCUAAAUCUUGUUUUGCUUCUUUUUCUAUCACUUCUUUUCUUCUUACUUAAGUUAGCAUGCUAACCAGUUAGCCCCAUCCCAUCUCGAAAUACCACUUUGAAACAGUGAGUCACUGUAACGUCCAGUCUGCCCACAGUCCAACAUGAGAGGAUGAAGAAGUAGAGCUGACCAGAGGACGUAUGCUAACAGCUGUUUAUGCUAAUGUUGGCUAUGUAGCAAAAUCUUACAUAUUGCACCUUUAACACGGAAAAGUGGCAUUUGUGAAGACACAGAAAGUGAUCAUAUUUUCAUGAGGGCACAUCACAAAUUGUUUUUUCUGUGUCUAAAAAUAGCAAUUAUUGCUUUUAUUGUUUUCACUUAUCAGACUUUUACCAGUUAAGUGUCAACUGACCCUGCAAGGAACUGUAAGAACAUAAGAGCUUGAUGGAAGAUGCUCAGAAAGGAAAAUACCAACCAUCAGCAGUAAUUACUCAGAGACAAACAGCGUGAAAACAUUUUUGAUGUUAUUCCUUAGUUUAACUUGCUUCUGAAUAUCCUGAGGCUGCACGUUAGAUAAAAGUUAUCCACCUGUUUCAUGCACUGGGAAUCUUGGCACUACAAAGAUGAGAAGUUUUAAAGAUGUUGGACAGAAGCUGCGGCUUGAAAGAGAAACUCAUUCUUAUGCAGAGCUUGCAGAGCUCACUUAAUUAUCACUGCGAGCUGUUCAAUAUUUUAUGCUUUACUUUACAUUCCUGUUUGGUUGGCCUUUACAGGACAUGAUACUGGAUUACUCUUAUGCAAUUUAUCAAUUUAAAUUACUCCAGAUCUGAGUGUGAUUUAAUGCUCAAGUAAUAAUAUGUGUUUUUACCUUCUGUUGAAGUGUUUAAAUAGAAAACUGCUUUUUCAAAAGUCUUCAAAUCUUGUAUGCAGAUCUAUUUUAAAAGUCAUUCUUGAUUCAGCAUAAUUACAGAAGCAACAACACAGUUUUGUGAUAAACUGUGCUUUAACUGCAAAUCACUUUAUUCUGGUUCUGAGGAAUCAUAGUUCCUUUUAAAUUUCUCUACGACAAUGACAAGAAAAACAAAAGGCUUUCAGAUAAACCAUACAAACCAUCUAGUGUUAUUCCUAUUGACCACAAUGGGCACAUACACACUGUAGGUAUUACUGACACUGAUAUCUAAUUGUGUACAUCAAUAGAAACUCAACUAUUGACUAUUUAUGGAUAAAUUGACAUGAAAUAUUGAUUCAAGUUGAGCCUGUAAAUAAUCUCUUUUUCUUCUUCCCACCAACAUGACAGGUAAUUUCCCAGUAUUUUAACUUUACCUGAGGGGUCUGCAGAGAUAUCACAGUUUCUAACUCAGAAAGAUAAGCAUCAUAAUAAGCUAAAGCUCAUUUAAAUCUUAAAUAAACAUUCCACAAGUCAACAGUAACCCAGCUGUCCUCAGUGCAGUCAGUACAGCUGCUGCAGGUUUUGUUUCCUGAUGACAGAUUUCAGCCUCAGUUUCUCUAGUAGAGAGGUUCCCAACCUGUUUCACUUUUACUUAACACAACCUCAUAGAAACAUGCAAACCCUCAUUGCAGGAUGUAUGACUGUGAGCUGUGAGUAAUCUAGUAAGAGUGAUUUUCCCUCCUCAGAUUACUUGAGCUGAAUACUUUUUACAGGCAUGAAGAGGUAAAACUAUGCAGUGUUUCACAUGAAUAUGAAUAAUAACAAUAAUUAUAUUAUUGAUAAUGUGUUUUCCUUACCUUAGUAAUCAUCUCACAGCCCCUUAGAUUCAGCACCCAGGCUGAGGAGCCAGUGCUCUAGUCUGAACAUUUUGUAAAGGGUUAAUCAUGUUACAAUUGUAAGAAUUCUGGUUUUGACUGGAUUUUCAUGACAGUGAGUUCAAAUUCCAAAAAAUAAUAAAAUAAUCUACCGUUAUAAUGCAGCAAAAAUGAUACAGUAUUAUCAGAGUGAGAUUCAGACCAGCAACAUCAAUGCACAUCCUGCCAUAUUGGGUAGUUAAUAGCAGCCAGGAAGCAUUGCUCAGGGGAAACAACUGGGAGCGAGUACCAUCUACUGAAUGCUUCUGGGCAUUAGUGCCCAACCCAGAGCAAAUCAGCAAAUGCCAGCCAGCCAGCCAGAAGUCUCAUAAACACAGUCAGAAAUAGCUGCUUGUAGCACAGCCAACACACAGGCUGCCUGACACAGCUGAAAUGUAAAUAUAGAGGUAGACGUUUUCAAACACGUCUUAAUUUUAGUUACAUCACUAAAAUACCUUGUAACUGUUUUUUAGAGGCUUGGUUUAUAACUUGGAUGGAGUCACCACAAAAGCUGUUUUCCAUUCUGUCUGCACACAUAUGAAUCAGUAAAAAAUCAUGAGCUAGAGUCCCAUACCAAUGAUGUUUUCACAGAUUGACACAGAGCACAGUUUAAGGUAAUACUAUCACUAAUAAUAAUAAAAACUGAAUUCUUAUUAACUUACAAAUCACUGACAUUGUACUCAUUAAAUUCAGACUCCUCUUUACAGAUCACAGACACACAAAGACGCACAUGGUAAUGUAACAGUGAAGCCACUUAACAGUGAAAUACAACAGUCCCAGAUAACAGAUGUAGCAAUGGAAAGUGCUUUUACUUUGAAAGAACAAUUAAUUGUAUCCUCAUUCUCAUGGUGCUUUUUCAGAAUAAUUUAGGUGAAUCUACACCUUAAUUAAAUGUCUUUAUAGAACUCUGAAAAACUCGUCAUAACAUUGUGAACAUUGUCUAAUAGUAUUAUAAUGUAGCUAUACAUGCUGAGGAACUUCAUUAAAUUAUAUCUCUCGAAGGGGCACAUAUCUACUCUAUGCUAGUGUUGUACAUAUUUCUCUUAUAACCAAAGACUGAGCUACGUACAUACAUUGAGAAUUAAUAACCUACAUGUUCAUUGUUUACAGUCGCUAGUUAUAUCAUCAUUGGUAUGUUAAAAGGUUACUUACUGUUUCUGUGUUAAGCCACAAACUUAUACUUUAAUAUAUGCAAUAAAAUACUUACUGUAUUGUA
Messenger RNA from Lates calcarifer (barramundi perch), 5438 nucleotides. Its product is annotated as amphoterin-induced protein 1. The transcript is spliced from 2 exons. Lineage: Eukaryota; Metazoa; Chordata; Actinopteri; Centropomidae. Gene Ontology annotation, biological process: brain development. The coding region runs from base 461 to 1990 and encodes 509 amino acids. Gene Ontology annotation, molecular function: protein binding. The record is from RefSeq and is a predicted model, not a curated record.